AUGCUGUCGGAGCACUGCUUAUCAAUAUUGCUUAACAUUGAUAUGGCCGGGGCUUCGGAGCCCCAAGCUAGGCUAUAUCAUGUUAAUGUCGCUCAGCCUUACCUUUCUCCGUCCGAACAAAGGACCUCCUCGCUAGCCACCUUGCCAUCAAGCUCUAUCCCAAUACCUACCAUCAUCAAUACUGGCAGUGGUAUCAGCGCUGGUGCUCUUGCGGGUGGUGUAGUGGGUGGUUUGGCCGUAGGAAUGAUCAUUUCCUCAGCCGUCACGUUCUUUGUUCUCCGCCGUCUCCACAAGACUGGUGCGACGACGUCCAAUAACGACGGCAAGAACAAUAACGUCCCUCUGGUUAAUCGACCACAGCCACCCAAUGCCCACAUUGUCCAGAAAGAAGCCAAUCUCUCCCCUGAGACCGUAACGACGGAGGCGUUUAGAAACUCAGUUGGCGCAUCAACAGCCUUUUAUCUUUCGAGAACAGCCAUCUCCGAGUCGGGUUAUGCCAUUAACAACCAGGUCUCUCCGAGCACCAACACUGGUGUCCAGAGUAUUCCGGUUCCCCCAGAGGAACAGCAACAACAACAACGACAACAACAACAACAGCAGCAGCAGCAGCAGCACCUUCAAUCCGAGAGCAUGCCUAUCUACUCUAUACAGACCAGCCAGACCACUGUUCACACGCAGACGGAGGUUCCUGCUCACAUGAUGCCCCAGUUCCAAGCCUGGUCACAGCAGAGUGCACAACACUACCCGCAACACGUGGCAGAGUUAGAUCCCAAUGCACGCCAAGCAGGUCCCCCGGCACAUCCAGGCCACCCCGCCCAGUAG
Molecule: messenger RNA, 822 nt
Organism: Thermochaetoides thermophila DSM 1495
Lineage: Eukaryota; Fungi; Ascomycota; Sordariomycetes; Sordariales; Chaetomiaceae
Exons: 3
Coding region: 1-822 (273 amino acids)
Source: RefSeq, a predicted model, not a curated record